UGCUGCUGCCGUGGGAACCGGAUCCGGCCUCCGCCGUGGGCGCGCGGGGCUUCGCUCGGCUCGCGGGCGCCAUGAAGAGCCUGCCGUAUUUCUGCCGCGGCGAGGUGGUGCGCGGCUUCGGCCGGGGCUCCAAGGAGCUGGGCAUCCCCACAGCUAACUUUUCUGAGGAAGUGGUUGAUAGCUUCCCAUCUGAUAUCUCUACUGGCAUAUACUAUGGCUGGGCCUGUGUUGGAAAUGGAGAUGUGCAUAAAAUGGUUGCAAGCAUAGGCUGGAAUCCAUAUUACAAGAAUGUUAAGAAAUCAGUGGAAACACACAUCAUUCACACCUUCGCAGGAGACUUCUAUGGAGAAAUACUUAGCAUAAUUAUUGUUGGAUACAUAAGACCAGAAAAAAACUUCAGUUCUUUAGAUGCACUAAUAGCAGCUAUUCAAGAUGACAUUGAAGAAGCUAAGAAAAAACUAGACUUGCCAGAACACCAGAAAUUAAAAGAAGACAACUUCUUCCACACUGCUACUGUUAGCAACAUAUCUAAUGGUCAUUGAGUGAUGCCACUCCUUAAUUUUCACUGUAUAUUGCACUAAUUUUAGUGGCUGUCCUUUAGAUAAAAAAAUCUGUAACCAGUA
Lacerta agilis (Sand lizard) is the source of this 623-nucleotide messenger RNA. RefSeq names its product riboflavin kinase (gene RFK). Gene Ontology annotation, cellular component: mitochondrion. The record is from RefSeq and is a predicted model, not a curated record. Gene Ontology annotation, molecular function: riboflavin kinase activity. The transcript is spliced from 4 exons. NCBI's taxonomy places the organism in Eukaryota, Metazoa, Chordata, Lepidosauria, Squamata, Lacertidae. Gene Ontology annotation, biological process: FMN biosynthetic process; riboflavin biosynthetic process. Bases 72 to 542 code for a protein of 156 amino acids.